UGUCAGAUAUUUCAUGUUGAUGUGUGUACCAUGCCCAGCUGCUGAAGUAGAUGUGAACAUGUUCUUUGCACUCUAGAUCCGUUCCUUUUCUUUUCCACCCCGUUCAACGUGAUGAACAUCAACGAUGCGACUGAUCUCCCUCACUGGUUCCCCUCCUGUUUUCUUUAGGAGUACUAUUCUUUUCGGGUUUUUGCAGGUUAUCCUUAUUGUUUGAGAGGAUCACGAUCAAUCUUUUUUUCUCCCUAAUUAUUUUCUCAUUGCAUUGCAGUCAUGCCUGGACUACCGGCGAGCAUCGACUUAGAUGAAUGCAUCGAAAGACUGUAUAAAAAGGAAUUGCUCGCCGACUCCGUAGUCGAGGCAAUAUGCGCCAAAGCGAAAGAGCUAUUAAUGCGGGAGAGCAAUGUGGUGCACAUCGCUGCUCCGGUCACCGUGGUCGGUGACAUCCAUGGUCAGUUCUACGACCUGAUUGAGAUUUUCAAGAUUGGCGGCUUCUGUCCUAAUACCAAUUACCUAUUUCUCGGAGACUACGUCGACCGCGGCCUCUUCAGCGUCGAAACAAUCUCCCUCCUCGUCUGCCUCAAACUGCGCUAUCCCCAGCGCGUCCAUCUUAUCCGCGGCAACCAUGAAUCCCGCGGCGUCACCCAAUCAUAUGGCUUCUAUACCGAAUGUGCCCGCAAGUACGGCAAUGCCAACGUCUGGCACUACUUCACCGACAUGUUCGACUUCCUUACUCUCAGCGUAGUGAUCAACGACCAGAUCUUCUGCGUGCAUGGCGGCCUCUCCCCGUCCAUCCACUCCAUAGAUCAGAUCAAAAUCAUCGAUCGGUUUCGAGAGAUCCCUCAUGAAGGACCCAUGGCAGAUCUCGUCUGGUCCGACCCGGAUACGGAACGCGAUGAGUUCUCUUUAUCCCCGCGUGGUGCGGGAUACACCUUCGGUGCGCAGGUGGUGAAGAAAUUUCUUGAGAUCAAUAAUAUGUCCCACAUAUUACGAGCGCAUCAGCUAUGUCAGGAGGGAUACCAGAUCCUCUAUGAUGACCGGCUGAGCACCGUCUGGAGCGCCCCAAAUUACUGUUACCGGUGCGGGAACUUGGCCAGCGUCUUGGAAGUCAGCGACACGGGCGAGCGUUAUUUUAACAUCUUCGAUGCGGCGCCGGAAAACAACGACAUUCAUCGUGGCGACCAACACGCUCAGCAGGGAAAGAAUGGCCAGAGCCCUGUAAUUGAAUACUUUUUAUGAUACCCUUGAUUCUUGUUAUGUGUGCAAAGAUACCUAUGAGCAUGAACAGGUUUUCUCUUUUUUUUUUUUUUUUUUUUUUUUUUUUUUUUAAUUCUCUUCCCGUUUCCUUCCUUUUGGUUAUCGGAUAGAUCCCUUCGUCUCUGGUAACAAAAAGCAAACACGAUAUUUCUGAUGGUAGACGGGAGCAUACACCAGUUGUCUGUAAAAGACCGGUUUCAAGAAUGAGGAUCGAUGCAGAUGGAGCUUUGGAUUUAAAUGAAAGAACAAAAGAAUAUCAGGGUAUGGCAAAGGAUCCCAAUGUUCGGAGAAACAAAGAGGACGCGUGUUCGCUAUGAUAUUUCAACUGAAUGAACGCCAAAUUGCUACUCGACGAAAAAUUACCAAUCCUUGGCGAAAUCGAAAGACCAUUCGAACUGCAAAUGGGUGGUGUCGUCGUCAUCCACGAAUCUAGAAAGGGCGGUAUAAUGACCCCGAGCAAGCAUGCCCGACGGUGCUUGUUCCUCGUUGACUGCGAGUAUCGGUUAAAACCGAGUAUUUAAACGAACACUGCUUCAGGGACUUACACUUCUUCUCAUAGACCGGCUUGUCUGUGGUGUUUGGAGCGUAACUCCCCUGGGGUAUAUCGUCAGAUACACUUUUAACCUAGACGCAUUUUCGACGGCAAAAAAAAGGGAAAAAAAAA
Coccidioides immitis RS is the source of this 1918-nucleotide messenger RNA. RefSeq names its product Ser/Thr protein phosphatase. Gene Ontology annotation, molecular function: protein serine/threonine phosphatase activity. Gene Ontology annotation, biological process: peptidyl-serine dephosphorylation. Lineage: Eukaryota; Fungi; Ascomycota; Eurotiomycetes; Onygenales; Onygenaceae. The coding region runs from base 271 to 1236 and encodes 321 amino acids. Gene Ontology annotation, cellular component: FAR/SIP/STRIPAK complex. The transcript is spliced from 3 exons. The record is from RefSeq and is a predicted model, not a curated record.